AUGGCGCAGCUCGGGGGGCUGAUCGCCUCUGCGCUCCUCAAGGUGGUGGGGGAUCAGAUCAGCUCCGUGCUCGGCGGCCAGAUCAAGCUGCGGCGUAACUUCGGCAAUGACCUGCGCAGGAUGAAGGAGACGCUCGAGUGCGUCGAGGCGGUGCUGCUGGACGCCGAGAGGCGGGCCAUCACUGACAACGAGGUCCGCCUGUGGCUGAAGCGGCUCAAGGACGCCAUGUACGCCAUCUCCGACAUGCUUGAUGAUUCCGAAGCAGAGGAGGUCUCCCGCAAGAAGAAAUUGGCUGUUGUGAUCCCUUUUCUCACAACUGUUAACAAGAUUAAAAUGGCUAAUAAGAUGAAGACGAUGAGAGAGCAUGUGGCGGAGAUCACAGCUCAACACAAGGCCUUCAACUUAAUGCCAGGGGCUGGUGCCAAUAAGCAGAAAGUUACCGAUACACGUGUAACAACAUCAUCGACCCUGAAGGCACAGAUCAUUGGGAGGACUGAUGAGGAAGAGAAAAUACUGGCUUCUGUAUCUAAGGGCAUCACAGAACAAAUCACCUUUCUUCCUAUAUAUGGUAUUGGGGGCCUUGGCAAGACAACCAUGGCCAAACUAAUCUACAAUAAUAAUCCCCAAUUCCAAGACUACUCAAGGGUGUGGGUAUAUGUGUCCCAGACAUUUGACUUGAAUAAUAUUGGUAAUUCUAUAAUAUCACAACUUUCAGGUAAUACGAGUCAAGACACUAACAGGGAGAUGAUACACAUUGCUCUUCAAAAGUUGUUUGCUGAAAAGCAGAAGAUUCUGAUCGUUUUAGAUGAUUUGUGGGAGGGCAGUGAUUUUCUUUUGGAUGAUCUGAAGACUAUGUUAAUGGUUGAGAAGGCAAGCAAGGUGGUUGUUAUACUAACCACACGGAAUGAAGGCAUUGCAAAGAAGAUGUCAACCAGACCACACAAAUUAGCACCACUGACAAAUGACAUGUGUUGGACUAUAAUAAAGCAAAAGAGUGGCUUUGAGGAUAAAGAUGACAAAGCUAAGCUGGAGCAGAUUGGGAUUAACAUUGCAAUGAAAUGUGUAGGUGUGGGUUUAGCAGCUCAAUCACUUGGGUACAUGUUAAAUUCUAUGCCAACAUCUCAUGAAUGGGAGUCAGUGAGAGACAGUGAUAUUUGGACUCUAUCUGCUUCAGACUCGGAAGAUACACCUUCAAGACAAGUGAUUGCAUCCUUGAGGUUAAGUUAUAGUUCCAUGCCUUCAUAUUUGAAACUGUGCUUUGCCUAUUGUGCAAUCUUUCCAAAAGGUCACAAGAUAGUCAAAGAUGAUCUAAUUCGCCAGUGGAUUUCUCUUGAUUUUAUCAAGCCAACCAGAACAUCCUCCAGUCAUCAGCUCGGCGAGAAAUACAUUACGGAGCUUUUAGGGCUGUCAUUCCUUGAACACUCAAAGUCAUCACUGACUGCUAGAGUGCAUCCUGACGAUGUUACAUUAUUCACCAUGCAUGAUCUUGUGCAUGAUCUAGCCAGAUCGGUAAUGGACGAUGAAAUUCUUGUCGCUAGUGAAGAUGGCAACCUUGGGGGAAGCAACUGCCACUUUGCAUUGCUCGAUGAUUGUAACAAGCGAUUGGAGUCACCCAGGAUAAGAGCACUCCAUUUUAUGGACUCUGCUGAAAUUGGACUUCAUGAUGCUGCAUUUCCAUCUGCUAAGUCCCUACGUGUCUUGGAUUUAAGUCAGUGUUGCAUACAUAAGUUGCCAGAUUCUAUUGAUCGAUCAAAACGGUUGAGGUAUCUUAACGCUCCCAGAAUACAUGAUGCAACGAUUCCCAAUAGUAUAACCAGUCUAUCAAAAUUAAAUUACCUCAGUCUCCGAGAUUCUUCUAACAUCUUGACACUGCCACAGUCGAUUGGAGAAAUUGAAGGUCUGAUGUAUCUUGAUUUAUCUGGUUGUUCGGGAAUGAGAGAACUUCCAAAAUCCUUCGGAGAGCUAAAAAAAAUUGGUGCAUCUUGA
Triticum turgidum subsp. durum (durum wheat) is the source of this 1986-nucleotide messenger RNA. The record is from the annotation of a GenBank genome assembly. Lineage: Eukaryota; Viridiplantae; Streptophyta; Magnoliopsida; Poales; Poaceae.